This is a messenger RNA of Diospyros lotus (date-plum), 7250 nucleotides long. Its product is annotated as protein PHOTOPERIOD-INDEPENDENT EARLY FLOWERING 1. Gene Ontology annotation, molecular function: ATP binding; histone binding; ATP-dependent chromatin remodeler activity. Lineage: Eukaryota; Viridiplantae; Streptophyta; Magnoliopsida; Ericales; Ebenaceae. The record is from RefSeq and is a predicted model, not a curated record. The transcript has 21 exons. Gene Ontology annotation, cellular component: Swr1 complex. Bases 431 to 6568 code for a protein of 2045 amino acids.
ACAAAAGCAACUUGAAGUUUCUGUCAAUAGCGAGAGAGAGAGAGAGAGAGAGAGCAGAGACAGAGCCCUUCCAUUUACAAAAAUUACAUCAAAGCAACCGAAACAACAAAAUUACAUCAUUUAUUUCUUUUUUAAUUUAUUCACAUAUACGCAUGUAUGUAUACUCUCCGGAUCUGAGUCGCUCACCGGAAGCCGUCGCCGCUCGAAAACCCUAACUCCCCUGACGUUAGGGUUUUACCUUCUCCAUCCGCAGAUCUCUCUUUCUUUCUUCUCCGGCACGCGCCGUUCUCUCUCUGACGGUCUUAUCGUCGGAGUUCCGAUCGUUCGAGUCGCCUCGGCUCCACCGCCGUUUUCACGAAAGCGGCUGCGGCCGAGCGCUCCGUACUUCAUCAGGAAGGACUUUGAUUAUGCUAUAAAUAGUUGGUUAACCAUGGCCUCCAAAGGUCCAAGGUCUAAGCUUGAUCAUGAAACAAGGGCCAGGAAACAAAAGGCACUUGAAGCUCCUAAAGAGCCUCGACGCCCUAAAACUCAUUGGGAUCAUGUUUUAGACGAGAUGGUUUGGUUGUCAAAGGACUUUGAGUCGGAGAGAAAAUGGAAAUUGGCUCAGGCAAAGAAAGUAGCUAUAAGAGCCAGCAAAGGGAUGUUGGAUCAAGCCACAAGGGGAGAAAAGAAAGUGAAGGAAGAGGAACAAAGAUUGAGAAAAGUUGCUCUCAAUAUUUCGAAGGAUGUGAAGAAAUUCUGGACGAAAAUUGAAAAGCUGGUUCUAUACAAACAUCAACUUGACCUAGACGAGAAAAAGAAAAAAACAUUGGAUAAACAGCUUGAAUUUCUUCUGGGCCAAACAGAAAGGUACUCAACCAUGUUAGCAGAAAACCUUGUAAACUCACCAAUUUCUCACAAGCUGGUACAUUCAAAAACCGUUGCUCAUGAACAACUGAGUAUUCAAUACAAAGAAAGAGAUGGAGGAUCCAAUGUUGAUUCUCAAUCAGAUGUGGCAGACAUCGAUCAAGAUUUUGAUGUACAGUCCGAAGAUGAAUUGGAAGAUGACGAACAUACCCUGGAGGAAGAUGAGGCUCUUAUAACUGAAGAAGAGAGGAAAGCAGAAUUAUUAGCUCUGCGUAAUGAAGUAGAUCUACCUCUUGAAGAGCUUCUCAAACGUUACACAAUGGAGGAAGAUGCCAGAGAAAAUAGCCCAGAAUUGAUUGCAGAAGCUGCUAAGCCCACUGAGGCAGGUGAAGGUGACAGUGAGGCAGGUAAAGGUGAUGGUACUUCGGUCCUGGAUAUUAAUAAGAGUGACAGUCUUGCACUUCCUGGUCGUCGUUCUGGUAAAAUUAAUGGUAGCAUAUCAUCAGAAAAUCAUUUUUCCGAAAGUGAGGAACACCAAAUUGGAAGUUCUCAAGAGUUGGACAGAAGGCAAGUGCCGUACGACUUCCAUGAUGAACAGGAUGAUGGUGAUUUUGUUCUUGCAACUGGAGAAGAAAAGCUAUGUGCUUUGGAUGACGAGACUACUUUGUCAGAGGAAGAAGAACUAGCAAAGGCUGAAUCAAAUGAGGCCAUAGAUGAGGUUGCAUUACUGCAGAAAGAGAGUGAGAUCCCUCUGGAAGAGUUGCUUGCAAGGUAUAAAAAGGAACAUGAUAUUGAUGAAUGUGAACUGGAUGACUCUGAGUCCUUGCAUGGUUCAGAUUCUGUGGAUCUGUCAGAUGCUCCAGCAGAGGAAGAUCUUGAACCAAAGCAGCAACAUGCUCUUAUUGAGGAACAUGACAAACCUAGUGACUUUUCACGAGAGGGGUUAGAACCAAAGAUAAUAGUGGAAGAAGGAAGAGAGAGUGAGAAUAAAAUUGCCGAUGCAGCUGCUGCUGCAAGAUCUGCGCAGCCAACUGGCAACACAUUCUCAACAACCAAAGUGCGUACAAAGUUUCCUUUUCUUCUCAAGUACCCUCUUCGUGAAUAUCAGCAUAUUGGUUUGGACUGGCUUGUUACCAUGUAUGAGAAGAGGCUUAAUGGGAUUCUGGCUGAUGAAAUGGGGCUUGGAAAGACUAUUAUGACAAUUGCUCUUCUAGCUCAUCUUGCAUGUGAAAAGGGUAUUUGGGGCCCACACCUCAUUGUUGUCCCAACCAGUGUCAUGCUCAACUGGGAAACUGAGUUUCUCAAAUGGUGUCCUGCUUUUAAAAUAUUAACAUAUUUUGGAAGUGCCAAAGAGCGAAAAGUUAAGAGGCAGGGAUGGAUGAAACCUAAUUCUUUCCAUGUAUGCAUAACAACUUACAGACUUGUUAUACAGGAUUCUAAAGUUUUUAAGCGGAAAAAGUGGAAAUACUUGAUUUUGGAUGAAGCUCAUCUGAUAAAAAACUGGAAGUCCCAGAGAUGGCAAACUCUUCUUAAUUUCAAUUCAAAAAGGCGUAUUCUUUUAACUGGUACUCCACUGCAGAAUGAUCUUAUGGAACUCUGGUCUCUGAUGCAUUUCUUGAUGCCACACAUUUUUCAGUCUCACCAAGAAUUUAAAGAUUGGUUCUGUAAUCCGAUAUCUGGAAUGGUAGAGGGUCAAGAAAAAGUAAACAAGGAAGUUGUUGACCGCUUGCAUAAUGUCCUCCGCCCAUUUAUCCUCCGGCGACUGAAAAGAGAUGUGGAGAAGCAACUACCUAUGAAGCAUGAGCAUGUAAUUUACUGCAGGCUCUCAAAGAGACAGCGUAACCUAUAUGAAGAUUUUAUUGCUAGCUCAGAGACACAGGCUACUUUGGCAAGUGCCAAUUUUUUUGGAAUGAUCAGCAUCAUAAUGCAACUUCGCAAAGUGUGUAAUCACCCUGAUUUAUUUGAAGGACGACCAAUUGUUAGUUCUUUUGAUAUGAAUGGCAUUGAUAUCCCAUUGAGUUCCUUAGUUUGCUCAAUGCUUACAUCAAGCCAGUUCUCUUCUGUUGAUCUCAGUGGUUUUGGAUUUUUAUUUACCCAUUUAGAUUUUAGGAUGACUUCUUGGGAGAGUGAGGAAGUCCAAGUUAUUGCUACUCCAUCAAGCUUAAUUGAGGGGCGUGCUGACCUUGUUAAUGUAGAUGAAAAUGGCCCUGGGUUCAUGCAUCAGAAGAAGUUGCUUGGAACAAACAUCUUUGAAGAGGUCAGGAAAGCACUUUUGGAGGAAAGGUCACAACAAGUAAAGGAAAGGGCAGCAUCUAUUGCAUGGUGGAACUCCUUAAGGUGCAGAAAAAAACCAAUGUACUCAACAACUCUGCAGGCUCUUGUAACUAUAAGACAUCCUGUUUAUGAAAUUCAAGGAAACCCUUCAUCCAACUUGAACUCUUCAAUCCUUGCUGAUAUUGUACUGUCACCAGUUGAACGCUUCAAGAAAAUGAUUGAUCAGGUUGAAUCCUUCAUGUUUGCAAUUCCAGCUGCACGGGCACCAGCUCCUGUUUGCUGGUGCAGUAAAAAUGGAACUCCUGUGUUUCUGCAACCCACCUUUAAGGAGAAGUGCACUAAAAUUUUGUCACCCCUUCUAAUGCCUCUGCGCCCUGCAAUUGUCCGAAGGCAACUAUAUUUUCCGGACAGGCGACUCAUACAAUUUGACUGUGGUAAGUUGCAAGAGCUUGCUUUUCUGCUUAGGCGAUUGAAGUCAGAAGGUCAUCGGGCACUAAUAUUCACCCAAAUGACGAAGAUGCUUGAUAUCUUGGAGGCCUUCAUAAAUUUAUAUGGUUAUACUUACAUGCGUUUAGAUGGAUCCACUCAACCAGAAGAGAGGCAAACAUUGAUGCAGCGGUUUAAUACAAACCCAAAGAUUUUCCUUUUUAUAUUGUCUACACGCAGUGGGGGUGUUGGUAUCAACCUUGUUGGGGCUGAUACUGUUAUCUUUUAUGACAGUGAUUGGAAUCCUGCCAUGGAUCAACAAGCACAAGAUCGAUGCCACAGAAUAGGACAGACACGUGAAGUGCACAUAUAUCGGUUAAUCAGUCAGAGCACUAUCGAAGAGAAUAUUUUGAAAAAGGCAAAUCAAAAGCGUGCCCUUGAUGAUUUGGUUAUACAAAGUGGUGGCUACAACACUGAAUUCUUCAAGAAACUGGAUCCCAUGGAAUUGUUUUCAGGCCAUCAAACUGUUCCUGUGAGGAACAUUCAGAAAGAGAAAAAUUGCGCAAAUGGAGCUGAUGUUUCUGUAUCUAAUGAUGAUGUGGAGGCAGCUCUGAAGCAUGCAGAAGAUGAAGCAGACUACAUGGCUUUGAAGAAAGUUGAACAGGAAGAGGAGGUGGAUAAUCAGGAGUUUACAGAGGAAGCUAUUGGGAGGUUGGAAGAUGAUGAGUUUAUAAAUGAGGAUGAUACAAAGGUUGAUGAGUCUACUGAUCCUCAUACCUUGAUUUUGACCUCAAACCAAGAAAAUGUGGCAAUGUUAAAUGAAAGUGAUGUCAAUGAAGAAAGAGCUCUGACUUUUGUGGCCAAAGAAGAUGAUGUUGACAUGCUAGCUGAUGUCAAACAGAUGGCUGAAGCAGCUGCAGCAUCUGGGCAAGCAAUCUUGUCCUUUGAGAACCAGUUGCGUCCAAUUGACCGUUAUGCCAUACGUUUUCUGGAAGUGUGGGACCCUAUAAUAGAUAAGACAGAAAUGGAAUCAGAAGUUAGGUUUGAGGAAACUGAGUGGGAGCUGGACCGCAUAGAGAAGUUAAAGGAGGAUAUGGAAGCAGAGAUUGAUGAUGAUGAAGAACCAUUUGUCUAUGAAAGAUGGGAUGCUGAUUUUGCAACUGAGGUAUAUAGACAGCAAGUUGAGGCUUUGGCCCAACAUCAGCUGUUGGAAGAACUGGAAUGCGAAGCCAAAGAGAAAGAACAAGCAGAAUAUGGAAAUUCUGAUUCUAUAAAGAAUGAUGGCUAUGCUGUUUCUAAAACCAAGUCGAAGAAGAAACUGAAGAAAGCCAAGUUCAAAUCUCUAAAGAAAGGAGCUUUAGCUUCAGAAUCAAAAGAUGGGAAGGAAUUACAUUCAAAUGAAACUAUGGCCAUGCAUGAUGGGAAUGGCUCUCUUGAAGUGACUACCUCUUCAAAAACAGUAUUACCGCAUUCAACUGUGGAGAAGAAACGUAAAUCAGCACCAGACUGUGAUGAACAGAAGAGCAUUAAAAAGUCCAAGAAAUUCAAAAGGGCUACUGAAAUAAGUACUGUUGAUCCAGAUUCAGACAUGUUUAGUAAGCAGCUUGAUGAACAAAAGGAUUCAAAAUUAUGUGAGAGUAUUGUUGAUCUUGACCAGAAGCCAAUAAGCAAGAGCAAGAUGAACGGAAAAAUCUACAUCACUUCUAUGCCUGUAAAGCGGGUGAUGACAAUAAAACAACCAGAGAAGUUCAAAAAGAAGGGCAAUAUCUGGUCAAGAGAUACUUUUCCCUCACCAGAUUUUUGGUUGCCUCAGGAGGAUGCAAUUUUGUGUGCUCUUGUACAUGAAUAUGGCCCCAAUUGGAGUUUGGUGAGUGAAACUUUGUAUGGGAUGCCAGCUGGGGGCUUUUAUAGGGGAAGGUAUCGCCAUCCUGUCCACUGUUGUGAGAGGUUUAGGGAACUCAUCCAAAAAUAUGUCUUGUUUGCAGCAGACAAUCCUAACAACGAGAAAGGUGGUAAUGCUGGCUCUGGAAAGGGUCCUCUCAGAGUGACAGAGGAUAAUAUUCGGGUUCUGUUGGAUGUUGCCACUGAACUGCCGGAUAAUGAGUUGCUCCUUCAGAAGCACUUCUUUGCGCUGCUUACUUCAGUCUGGAGGAUGACAUCCCGCAUUGACCGCCAUCAAGGUCUCUCGUCGUCUCGAAAUGGCUUCUAUCCUGUUGGAAGACAUUUCACUUCCAGGGUCAGCCAGAUUGGUUCCAUGAGGGAGCCAUCAGAAAAGAUGGCAUUCACUAAUUUACUUCAAAGUAGCAAGUUGGUAGCAGCUGCACUCUCUGAUGCUGACAGUGCUCAAUGUGAUGAUAGAGCCUUAAUAUUGAAUCCCAGGGAAGAAGCUUCAGUUGUUGCGGACCAGUUGGAGAUAACCCUUGAGCCUCAGACAGGAGGGAGUGACCCUAUGAUACCUUUACCAUUGGUCAUAAAUCUCUCGAUAUGGGAAACAGAUCCACCUCCAUAUCCCUGCAUGCCAGCAGGAGCAGAGCAACAUCUUAGGUCCUCACAAAGUAUGGCUGAGAAUCGUUUUAGGAAUGCAUCAAUUGCUUGUAGUGAAGGUUCAUUGGGUUGGGCUUCAUCAGCCUUCCCAACAGGCGAUGGCAGGUACCGGAUGGCAUCAAAAUCACAGACGUUGGGGAAACACAAGCUAUCCAUGUGCGAGUCAGUGAAGCCUUCCAAAUCCAAAACAAGGAAAACUACAAUAGAGUCAAAUGAAAUGCAUGGCCUGGUUGCUGAUCCAGCAGUCCAACGAAAACUAACUGCUCCUGGCACUUCCAGUAUGAGGUUUGAUCCUCUGCCUGUCAUUAAUGAUUAUGGAAUUGAUGCUUUUGACAGCAGUUCCCCCUGCGACAUCAAUGAGAUCUCCGUCCCUUCAGAGACACAUACUUCAGACCUGGUCCCGCAUAACUAUAUUCCAGGGUUCUUCUCAGGGCUUGAUGACUGUUCAUCUUUGCCUGAUUUUAUGGACAUAGGGUAGGGGCGAAUUUGGGAAACCUGAACCCGGUACUUAGGGUUUAAAGUUUGUGAUACAUUUUUGAAGAGCAAGAAUGCUCUUGGCAAAUGAUAUACACAGUCAGUGAUGGAAAAUAUUGCUCUCAUAGCUCGGGCUAUCAAUUACUGAAGAGGUUGCGCGGGGGAAAUCAGGAGCUGAACUGAGAUGUGGCUUUUUUGGGGGGCAAUCAAGAGGCCAGGGUUCACCGUUGCCUCAAACCGUUGUCCCAUGGUGAUGCUUGGUCUGGUCUUCUGUAUUGGUGGGGGGGGGUGGGGGGAGGCCGGCCUGCCUUGAGGGAGGGGAGGGGCCAGGAGGAGGAGGAGGAGGAUAGGACAGGAACUUAGGACAACAGGAGGAGUGUAUAGAGGUGGCAGUAGAUAAACAGUAGAUAAAUGAAGUUAGCUUUUCUUUAGCUUUUUGGUAAUUUAAUUAUUAGGAGGAGGUGGGAAAUGCUUUGUUAUAUGAUUUUUUUGGCAGGUUGAGAGAACUGUUAAUUCUUGUUGGCAGGCACAUUUCCCUCCUACCAAUAGAAGAAGAAGAGGAGGAGGAGGAUUUGGUAAAUGAAAAUGCAAAUUGUAGCGGCCUCUCUCUCUCUUUCCAAUCUGUUUUGUUCAUCGCCAGCCAAAUGCGUUCACUAUUGAUUUAUUUAUUUAUAGCUCGCUCUCCC